This is a messenger RNA of Nanorana parkeri, 1011 nucleotides long. RefSeq names its product solute carrier family 16 member 6 (gene SLC16A6). Gene Ontology annotation, molecular function: monocarboxylic acid transmembrane transporter activity. The transcript has 2 exons. NCBI's taxonomy places the organism in Eukaryota, Metazoa, Chordata, Amphibia, Anura, Dicroglossidae. The record is from RefSeq and is a predicted model, not a curated record. The coding region runs from base 1 to 1011 and encodes 336 amino acids. Gene Ontology annotation, biological process: monocarboxylic acid transport; transmembrane transport.
AUGUUUCCCCCCACAGCUAUCACGGCAUUGAACGAGCACUUUGGUUGGCGGUAUAGCCUGCUGACGGUGGGCGCCCUGCAGCUGAACAUUGUGGUGUGCGGAGCGUUACUCAGACCCCUCAGUCCUCGGGAAGACCCCCCCAGGGCAGAGAACACGCAGAGCACAUACAUGUUGGAGAACGAGCAGACGCUGACCUCUCUGGACUCCAUAGAUUCUGGAGUGGAAGUGAAUGGGAUGGGGAGUGGGACUCCGGAGAGGAAAGAGAAGACGGAAGUCCAUGGGAAGACCUCGGCUCCUCUUCUAGACUUCUCCGUGUUAAGGAACACGGGUUUCAUAUGUUACGCUCUGUUUGGUCUGUUUGCCACGCUUGGUUUCUUUGCCCCCUCGCUGUAUAUCAUCCCACUGUGCCUGAGUCUGGGAAUAGACAAGGACUCCGCCGCAUACAUGUUGUCCUCCAUGGCCAUCGCCGAGGUGUUUGGCCGGAUCGGUGCCGGUUGGAUAUUGAACAGGAAGCCGAUCGGCAAGCUUGCCAUUGAGCUGAUCUUCGUGCUCCUCCUGUGCCUGGCUCUCCUGGCUUUCCCCUUCACCGGAACCUUCUGGGGGCUGGUGGCGUGUAGCGUGUUCUUCGGGUGUAUGCUCGGCACCGUCACCGGCACGCACAUCCCCCUGGUGGCCGAGGAAGACGUGGUCGGCAUUGAGAAGAUGUCCUCGGGAGUCGGAGUCUACGUCUUCAUCCAGAGUCUGGCCGGCUUGGCUGGACCGCCACUCGCAGGAGUGCUGGUGGACUGGAGCCAGAAUUACGGCUCGGCGUUCUACUCUUGUGCUGCUGGAAUGGCUAUGGGGGCCUUGUUCCUGGCACUGGUGAGACCUUCCAGGAUGGGACUAUGCCGGAAGAAGGAACCCCGUAUGUGCCGAGACACUCAGGACAUGCCGCUGGAUUAUCUGGAAAUGGACAUGGCAAAGGGAGAGGGACUUGGGAAAAGCUGCCAAAGUCUCAGUGCUACACCAUAA